GGGCCGCGGGUCACGUGAUGUUUGGGUGCCGGCAGCAGGGCGCAGCCUCGCGGCGAGGGGCGCGCGGCGGCAGGAAGAAAAAAUAGCAAGUUGGAGGAGGUGAACAGCAGAGUGAAAGUUCUUUGAGAAGGUUAGAAGAAAAUCUUGUGUGACCUGGGGAACGGGACUUAAGAAGCAGUUGGUUUGAAGAAUAAUCCUGCAUCCAUUGCUAUCUAGAAGAUGUCUUAUGGAUCCAUUGAUGGUAGUGGCUUUGGGAGUAGGAAUCCAUUUGGAGGCCCUUCGAGACAAGGCUAUCAACCUCUCGCCACCCAGAUUGAUCCCAGCGAGCUACAGGAGCUUUUUCAGGAGACUUCAGCCAACGUCUUCCGAAUUAACUCCAAUGUGACCUCUCUGGAAAGAAGCCUUCGAUCUCUGGGGACCUCAAAUGAUACUCAAGAGCUGCAGGAUGGACUGCAUGCAACCCAGCAGGAGACUAAUAAAACCAUCACGACUAGCACCAAAGCCAUCAAGCAGCUGUCUGAGGUUGUCAGAGGCUCCUCCAGGCAAGAGCGACUUCAGCUGGACAGGCUGAAGAACCAGCUGUCUGAUGCCAUCCAGAGAUAUGGAGCUGUGCAGAAGAAAAUAGCAGAGAAAUCCAAAGCUUUGCUUCCUACCGGGCAGAGAAGUACCAAACAGCAGAGCCCUAGGACUCCCUUCUCGGACCUACCUGAUGAUGAGAAGAUCUUUAACGGGGGAGAUGGCACGUGGCAGAGCCAGAGCCAGGAUCAAGCCUUGCUCUCAGAAAUCACAGAAGAGGACCUGGAGGCCAUCCGUCAGAGGGAGGAGGCCAUUCAGCAGAUCGAGAGCGACAUGUUGGAUGUGAACCAGAUCAUUAAAGACCUGGCCUCCAUGGUGCAUGAGCAAGGAGACACAAUAGAUAGUAUUGAAGCCAACAUUGAGACUGCAUCUUCUAAUGUAGAGUCAGCCAAUGAGCAGUUGGCAAAAGCCAGUCAGCACCAACUACGAGCCAGGAAGACGAAGUGCUGCCUUCUUUCCAUCGCAUUGGCCGUUCUGCUCUUCAUUGUCAUAAUCAUCGCGGUCUCUGUCAAGCGCUGAUCUGGCUACAGUUUCCACAGAGCCUGCCAUCACCCUGUGACGUGGAAUGGAGUCUCAAAGCAUUUCACAUUCAGGCCCUACGUCAACGUCUGCUUUACUGAUCACGUCGCAUUAAAACUGCUAUAGCCAACAAACACUAAUUGUAUGACAGAAAAGCUAAGUUUUAUACUGUGUGUUACUAUAAUUGUGAAUAAUUUUUCGGUUUUGGUUUGUUUAUUUUUUUUUCCCUGUCAUUGCUGACAUGUUCUCUCUUACGGUACAGAUUUUAAUUAUGUCCCCUGUGUAUCUGGGGAAUGCUAUUUCUUUUUUGCCUCCAGAUUUAAUACACAGUGCUGUAAGAUAUGUAGCUGUUAAUUAAUCUUUAUUGUUUGUGUUUUUAACAUGCUCCUUUAUCUCCAGUUCUGCUCAUUUAAACCCGUGAAAGUCAAAACGUUUUGUUUGAUUCAUUUUUGUUGUCGUUUUUUGUACAUUUUAAAAAUAAUCUAGCUCAGAUUCUCCUACUGUGCACAGAUCUGCCAGAUCUAUGUAAUUUCACAAUUUCCUGUGCCAUUUGCAAGCACAUCAAUUAGAUGCUUAUUUAAUCCCAUUGUAUGCGCAGAACGCCACAUGUAUUUAUGAGAAACACUACUGGAAGUGCAGGACAAAUAAACAUUAAAAGAUAUUGUUACAAUUUUUUUUUAAAGAGAAAGAAAGACCUUUAAUCUGUUAAAAAACAUCAAGCAGGGCAUCUCAUGAAAAAAUGUCAGUUUUGCAUUGGAAUUCAUUUCAUAGGUUUCAACGCAAUCAGCAUUUUGGACUUUGUUCCAUUUUCACCCACAAUCUUUUCUGCUGAAAACAUGAUUGAAAAUGCCAUUUAAAUUUUUCUUUAAAUGUGUUGUGUACUAUAAAUGCAGUUUUCCUCCAGUAAAUAAAGCACUUCAAAAAUGGUUUUAAUUAAAAUGU
This is a messenger RNA of Calidris pugnax (ruff), 2037 nucleotides long. It is a transcript of the gene TSNARE1, whose product is annotated as t-SNARE domain containing 1. The coding region runs from base 220 to 1095 and encodes 291 amino acids. Lineage: Eukaryota; Metazoa; Chordata; Aves; Charadriiformes; Scolopacidae. Gene Ontology annotation, cellular component: endomembrane system; SNARE complex; membrane. Gene Ontology annotation, molecular function: SNARE binding; SNAP receptor activity. The transcript is spliced from 14 exons. Gene Ontology annotation, biological process: intracellular protein transport; vesicle fusion; vesicle-mediated transport. The record is from RefSeq and is a predicted model, not a curated record.